CGUACUUCUCUGAAGACCAGACAACAGGCAAUAUUGCAUAGGAGUGAAACUAACCAAUCACAAGCUAGGCUGGUUGUUUAUUUGGUUGGCAGGAAAUUUAAAACGCAACUGAAUCAUGGAUAGUCGUGUUGAGUUGUACGAAGAAGUAAAGCUUUAUCGUACUGCACGUGAAAGAGAGAAGUAUGACAAUCUUGCUGAAUUAUAUGCUGUCAUCAAUACCAUACAGUGUUUACAAAAGGCAUAUAUAAAGGAUUAUGUUGAAUCAAAAGAAUAUACAGCUGCAUGCUCAAAACUUCUGGUCCAGUACAAGGCUGCGUUCAAGCAGGUUCAAGGUGAUGAAUUCGCUACUGUAGAAGAUUUCAUGAGAAAAUAUAAAAUGGACUGUCCAGCUGCUCUAGAGCGUAUUAAAGAGGGAAGACCAAUAACUAUUAAGGAUGAUAAACAAAAUGUAAACAAAUGUAUAGCUGACACUGUUUCUUUGUUUAUCACCAUAAUGGACAAGUUACGAUUAGAAAUUCGUGCAAUGGAUGAAAUCCACCCAGAUCUUCGAGAGUUAUAUGAAACCAUUUCUCGGCUAAGUAUUUUACCUUCAGAUUUCGAGGUAAAGAUAAAGUGAAAAUUUGGCUAGAUAAAAUGGAUCAAAUGCAGGCUUCUGACGAAUUAUCUGAAGCCGAACACCAACCAAUUGCGAGGACAUCACCUCAAGGUUCAAAAACCACGGUCGAAUCGUCUGCGUCUGGAAAUCCGUUUUUCGCAUCGAAUUGUGAACCAUUGGAACUCCCUACCGGAACACGUCGUAUCAGCGCCAUCCGUUGAUUCAUUCAAGGCGAGAUUGGACCUCCUGUGUGCAAUAAAUCGAAAGGAUUAACACAGGCAUAUAGCCUACUAUCCUAAAUAAAUUGUAAACUGUAGUAGCAUUUAACACGUGCAAUACACACUCAUCGUUUUACACCUAAAUCUCUUCUCACAGUUUUUAUGAGGGGUAAAAGUACUGUAGAAGUGUCAAAGCAGUAUUUUUUGCUCAACAUACUGAAAAACAUUAUCGACAGAAAUGUUCUUAGAUUUGUAGUCAAUAUAUACACCUGAUCAAAUUAUUUUUAUGUAGUCAGGGAUCAUUCAAUUUACUAUUUCUUUUAAAUAAAAUCUAAUGGCCA
Molecule: messenger RNA, 1154 nt
Organism: Trichobilharzia regenti
Lineage: Eukaryota; Metazoa; Platyhelminthes; Trematoda; Strigeidida; Schistosomatidae
Source: the annotation of a GenBank genome assembly